Molecule: messenger RNA, 393 nt
Organism: Penicillium vulpinum
Lineage: Eukaryota; Fungi; Ascomycota; Eurotiomycetes; Eurotiales; Aspergillaceae
Exons: 2
Coding region: 1-393 (130 amino acids)
Source: RefSeq, a predicted model, not a curated record
AUGACUGAAUUCAAGACCGAUGACUCUAAGGCUCCGCCUUACACCUCCGUCGAACCUGUGGACCAAAAACACACAAGCCCCAAAGUGGAUUGCCUAACCCAUGGGCCCAGCCAAGUCCCUCUUCUCGAUUCCGAAUUGCAGAAGCCGCAGGCAAAAGAAAUCAUCCGCACAUUGGCAGCAGCCCUGAAUGAUAUCGUCGAUGAGAAGAAGUGCACCAAGUGCACGGUGGAGCAUAUCUCGACUCUGCUCACAGCCCAAGUCCGGGAUCUCAGAGCCGCCAAGCGGAGCGGGAUGUGGUCCAAAGAAGACAAGAAGGCUCUCAAGGCAGAGAUUAAAGCUGUUCUGAAGCCAGUCAAGAAAGAUGUGAAGCGCCUAUGGAAAGCGAGCGAAUAA